CCUACAGAAGUUGCUCCACUCAUACAUACAAAUGCCUCAAUGGGAAAUGCUUGCUGAAACCAAAUCCUGAGUGUGAUGGGAAAAGAGACUGUGCAGACGGAUCUGACGAAAUGAACUGUGCUUGUGGAAGACAUCAGUUUAAGAAAAACAGAAUUGUUGGAGGUGAAGAUGCAAGAGCUGGAAAGUGGCCUUGGCAAGCAAGUUUACAGAUGGGAGCACACGGCCAUGUAUGUGGCGCAUCUGUUAUUUCCAAUAGGUGGCUCAUAUCUGCUGCCCAUUGCUUCCUGGAUUCCAAUUCUGUGAGAUACUCCCUUCGUUCAGGAUGGAGAGCAUAUAUGGACUUACAUGCUAUUGAUGAAAAGAGCAAUCAUGUAGCUAUGAGAUCAAUCAAAAGGAUUAUUGUCCACCCGCAGUAUGACCAAUCUAUCUCAGACUAUGACAUUGCUCUGUUGGAAAUGGAGAUGCCUGUAUUCUUCAGUAAGCUGGUACAGCCCAUUUGUUUACCCAGCACCUCUAGAGUGUUUGUUUAUGGAACUGUCUGCUAUGGAACUGUCUGCUAUGGAACUGUCUGCUAUGUAACUGGCUGGGGAGUCAUAAAAGAAAAUAGUCAUCUUGCCAAAACACUGCAGGAAGCUCGAGUGAGAAUGAUCAACCAAAGUAUUUGCAACAAGCUGUAUGAUGACCUUAUCACAUCACGUAUGCUGUGUGCUGGAAAUCUUAAUGGUGGUGUUGAUACGUGCCAGGGAGAUUCUGGAGGUCCCUUGGCCUGCACAGGAAAGGGAAAUAGGUGGUACCUUGCUGGCAUUGUGAGCUGGGGUGAAGGAUGUGCUCGCUGCAAUCGUCCUGGUGUAUACACUAAAGUGACGGCACUUUAUGAGUGGAUUCGUCAGAAUACAAACCAGAUAUGCCAAGGAGAAAAUGCAGAUCAUCUAUCACCCUUACGAAAGCUACUUCCUACAGUAGUCUAUCAUGUCCAUCUCUGA
Leptosomus discolor (cuckoo roller) is the source of this 983-nucleotide messenger RNA. The record is from RefSeq and is a predicted model, not a curated record. NCBI's taxonomy places the organism in Eukaryota, Metazoa, Chordata, Aves, Leptosomiformes, Leptosomidae.